Antechinus flavipes (yellow-footed antechinus) is the source of this 3856-nucleotide messenger RNA. It is a transcript of the gene ELMO1, whose product is annotated as engulfment and cell motility 1. The transcript is spliced from 21 exons. Gene Ontology annotation, cellular component: plasma membrane; guanyl-nucleotide exchange factor complex. Gene Ontology annotation, biological process: cell motility; actin filament organization. The record is from RefSeq and is a predicted model, not a curated record. NCBI's taxonomy places the organism in Eukaryota, Metazoa, Chordata, Mammalia, Dasyuromorphia, Dasyuridae. Bases 105 to 2288 code for a protein of 727 amino acids.
GCUUCUGAUCGGCCUCUGUCUUCCGCUCUCCCCUAGGCGAGGGGACGCUGGGACCCGGGCGGCCGAGCCCCCUCCUGCCGCGUCGCGAGCCCCUGCCGGCCGCCAUGCCGCCCCCCGCGGACAUCGUGAAGGUGGCCAUCGAGUGCCCGGGGGCCUUCCCCAAACUCAUGGAGAUCGACCAGAAGAAGCCCCUGUCGGCGGUGAUAAAGGAAGUCUGUGAUGGGUGGACGCUGACCAACCACGAGUGCUUCGCCCUGCAGCACGCGGACAGCUCCAACUUCUACAUCACAGAGAAGAAUCGCAACGAAAUAAAGAAUGGGGCCAUUCUGCGGCUGGCAACCUCGCCGGCUCAAAACGCCCAGCAGCUCCAUGAGCGGAUCCAGUCUUCGAGCAUGGACGCCAAGCUGGAGGCCCUGAAAGAUCUGGCCAGCUAUUCCCGGGACAUCACGUUUGCCCAGGAGUUCAUCAAUCUGGACGGGAUCUCCCUUCUCACCCAGAUGGUGGAAAGCGGGACAGAGCGAUACCAGAAGCUCCAGAAGAUCAUGAAGCCCUGCUUCGGAGACAUGCUGUCCUUCACGCUGACCGCCUUCGUGGAGCUGAUGGACCACGGCAUCGUGUCCUGGGACACCUUCUCUGUGGCCUUCAUCAAGAAGAUCGCGAGCUUCGUGAACAAGUCCGCCAUCGACAUCUCCAUUCUCCAGCGCUCGCUGGCCAUCCUGGAGUCCAUGGUCCUGAACAGCCACGACCUCUACCAGAAGGUGGCGCAAGAGAUCACCAUCGGCCAGCUCAUCCCCCACCUGCAGGGGACAGACCAAGAAAUCCAGACGUACACCAUCGCUGUGAUCAACGCCCUCUUCCUCAAGGCCCCUGAUGAGAAGCGGCAGGAGAUGGCGAACAUCUUGGCUCAGAAGCAGCUCCGCUCCAUCAUCCUGAUGCACGUCAUCCGGGCCCAGAGAGCCAUCAACAACGAGAUGGCCCAUCAGCUGUACGUGCUGCAGGUCCUGACCUUCAACCUCCUGGAGGACAGAAUGAUGACCAAGAUGGACCCGCAGGAUCAGGCGCAGAGGGACAUCAUCUUCGAGCUGAGGCGCAUCGCCUUCGACGCCGAGUGCGAGCCCAGCAACAGCAGCGGGAGCAUCGAGAAGCGCAAGUCCAUGUACACGCGGGACUACAAGAAGCUCGGCUUCAUUAACCACGUGAACCCAGCCAUGGACUUCACGCAGACUCCCCCGGGGAUGCUGGCCCUCGACAACAUGCUCUACUUUGCCAAACACCACCAAGACGCCUACAUCCGGAUCGUCCUGGAGAACAGCAGCCGGGAGGACAAGCACGAAUGUCCCUUUGGCCGCAGCAGCAUCGAGCUGACCAAGAUGCUGUGCGAGAUCCUGAAAGUGGGCGAGCUGCCCAGCGAGACCUGCAAUGACUUCCACCCCAUGUUCUUCACCCACGACCGCUCCUUCGAGGAAUUCUUUUGCAUCUGCAUCCAGCUGCUGAACAAGACCUGGAAGGAGAUGAGAGCCACGUCGGAAGAUUUCAACAAGGUAAUGCAAGUGGUGAAGGAGCAGAUCAUGAGGGCGCUGACCACCAAGCCUAGCUCCCUGGACCAGUUCAAGAGCAAACUGCAGAACCUGAGCUACGCGGAAAUCCUGAAGAUCCGCCAAUCGGAGAGGAUGAACCAGGAGGAUUUCCAGUCUCGGCCCAUCUUGGAACUGAAGGAGAAGAUCCAGCCCGAGAUCUUGGAGCUGAUCAAACAACAGCGCCUGAAUCGCCUCGUCGAGGGCACCUGCUUCAGGAAGCUCAACUCCAGGAGGAGACAAGACAAAUUUUGGUAUUGUCGGCUGUCUCCCAAUCACAAAGUGCUGCACUACGGAGACCUGGAGGAGAGCCCCCAGGGCGAGGUGCCCCACGACUCCCUGCAGGACAAACUGCCCGUGGCCGACAUCAAAGCUGUGGUGACGGGGAAGGACUGCCCACACAUGAAGGAGAAGGGCGCCCUGAAGCAGAACAAGGAGGUCCUGGAGCUCGCCUUCUCCAUCCUCUAUGACUCAAACUGCCAGCUGAAUUUCAUCGCUCCCGAUAAGCACGAGUACUGCAUCUGGACGGACGGCCUCAACGCGCUGCUGGGCAAGGACAUGCUGAGCGACCUCACCCGCAAUGACCUGGACACCCUGCUCAGCAUGGAGAUCAAGCUCCGGCUCCUGGACCUGGAGAACAUCCAGAUCCCGGACGCGCCGCCCCCCAUCCCCAAGGAGCCCAGCAACUACGACUUUGUGUACGACUGUAACUGAGGGCGCCCCCUGCCGGCCCGCCCCGCCCCGGGGCCCCGCGGAACUCAAACACGGCCUCGAUCACUGGAAACGCGCGUGAGAACGCGGUGGGGCCCGCGGGGGCACGGCCAGGGCCCCUCCCCCGCCUCGCCCCCUGCACUUCCUCCCCUCCCCCCUCAGAGACUUCGAGGCUCCGCCCACCUUCUCACUGCUGUAGCCCCAGGACGGAUGGAGCCCCUCCCCCACCGAGGACGCCGACGGGCCCGGCCCGGGCUGGGGGUCGCUGGAGCCCGGCUGCCCCCUCCCGGCCAAGCGGCCGGAGCGCCUGGAGGCAGAGGGGAGGAGCGCCCCGGACCUCUGCGGCCCCCCCAUCCCCGGCCUGUCACCUCCCUCCCUCCUCCGAGCUCCAUCGCCAGGGCUUGACCCCAGAGGAUGAAGUGCUGGACUCGCACGCCCGGCUUCCGCCCGGCCCUGCUCCAGGCCCCGCCCCUGCUCCAGGCCCCGCCCCCUCUUCCUGACGCAUUCUAGGCCCCCUCCCCUUUCCCCAGCUUCCCUCCGGUCUGUUAACUCAAAGCACAAAUUGUGAAGCCCCUAGUUGUGGUCUCCCUCCUCCUCCCCCUCUUCCUCCUCCUCCAUCUCCUCCUUCUCCUCCUCUUCCAUCUCCUCCUUCUCCUCUUCCUUCUUUUCCUUCUCUUCCUCCUCUUCUCCUUUUCCUCCCCCAUCUCCUCCUAUUCCUCUUUUUCUCUCCCUCUCUCUUCCCCUCCCCUCCCCCUCUCUCUCCUCUUGUCUCCUCCUCUCCUUUCCUCUUUCUUCCUCUAACUCCUCUUCUCUCCCCCUUUUUUCUCUUUGUAUCUGUCCCUGUAUUUCCCUCUUUUUCCUGCUUUUCUGCGCAUUUUUCUGUCUGUCUCUCCGUCCCUUUCUUUCUCUCUCUGUUCUUUCCCUCUCUCUGUUUCUUUCUGCCAUUCUGUAGCUCCCUCCUCUCGGUUCUCUCUGUCUCUCUGUCUCUCUGUCUCUCUGUCUCUCUGUCUCUGUCUCUCUGUCUCUCUGUCUCUGGCUCUCUGUGUCUCUGUCUCUCUGUGUCUCUGUCUGUCUCUGGCUCUCCCUCUCUCUCUCUCUCACACACACACACACACACACACACACACACUCUGUGUCUGCACUCGUGCACACGCACACACGUGCACACAGACCCACACAUUCACACACGUGUGUGCCCGCGCCCCCGCACACGCAGACUAACCCUGAAUGCCUCCCCUCCCCCCGGCUCCGGCCCCCGGGCCCCCUUCCUCGGGCGAGGGCUCCGCUUCUCCCUGGGUUCCUCCCGGCCUCGGGGGAGCCGCCAGACCCCCGGUUUCCAUCGCUGUAAUCGUCCCGAGUGUUAGAGAUCUGCGAGGGUUUUUGUUUUUGUUUUGUACAAAAGAGUCUAACAUUUUUUGCCAAACAGAUAUAUAUUUAAUGAAGAGAAGAUAUACAUUAAUGUGUGUACUUUUUGGAGGAUGGCUUUUUUAAUUAUUUCCAUUCCAGACAUUUCCCUGAGAAUAACAUCCCCUUCUCCCACUUGCUGUGUAAUAAAAUCUGAGUUGUGACGA